AUGAUGAUCCCCGAGUGCCUCCCGCGGGGAACGUCCCUCACGUCCGCCGCCUCUGCCACUGCCGCUGCGCCGCCCACUGUCUACCGCCUGAGCCUCAAGCCCGCGUCGCCCGCGUCCCGCGCGUCCCUGUCCACGUCGCCCUCUGCGACGGCCGUCACGUACGUGUCGAGUCGCUGGCCCGCGUCCCAGUCGAGCGCAGGCGCUACAGACCGCCGCCGUCGCCUCCAUCCGACGCGUCGCCACAAGAGCUAUUCCGAGUCGGCGCUGCGUCUCGAGCGCAUGAUGCAGCCGACGGCGACGGCAGCGGUCGCUGCUGCUUCGGCGUCCAGUAGCGCAAUGCGCACGCGGCCGUACUCGGCCGGCGACGAGCGCGACCUCGUGCGCACGCUGACGAUCUCGGGCUUCUCGAAGAACAGCCACGGCACGUGGAUCUUCAAGGUGGACGUGGGCGGCCCGAGCGACGCCAGCGCCUACGUCGUGCGGCGCCGCUUUACGGACUUUAAGCUGCUGCACGACGGGCUCUCGACGCUCGCGCAGCUGCCAAAGCUGCCGGCACACGGACUCGUGUCGGUGUUCCAGAUGGUCGUCGCCCCCGAGAAGCUGCUGGCGGCCCGCGCGGCGCAGCUCGAGGCGCUGCUGCUGGUGAUUCAGGCGCACCCGACGCUGUCGAAGAGCGCUGUGUUCAGCUCGUUCAUUGGCAAGAACCCGAGCAGCUGCGACGCGGGGUACGUGAGCCUGUCGAGCUACGAAGUGCCUGCGACGCAGCGCAUGCGGACGACGCAGUCGUUCGAUACGAGUUACUCCGUGUGA
Messenger RNA from Hyaloperonospora brassicae, 810 nucleotides. The record is from the annotation of a GenBank genome assembly. Lineage: Eukaryota; Oomycota; Peronosporomycetes; Peronosporales; Peronosporaceae.